Messenger RNA from Bicyclus anynana (squinting bush brown), 7437 nucleotides. It is a transcript of the gene Indy, whose product is annotated as protein I'm not dead yet. The record is from RefSeq and is a predicted model, not a curated record. The transcript has 15 exons. Gene Ontology annotation, molecular function: citrate transmembrane transporter activity; succinate transmembrane transporter activity. Gene Ontology annotation, cellular component: membrane. Bases 321 to 2276 code for a protein of 651 amino acids. NCBI's taxonomy places the organism in Eukaryota, Metazoa, Arthropoda, Insecta, Lepidoptera, Nymphalidae. Gene Ontology annotation, biological process: monoatomic anion transmembrane transport; citrate transport.
CGACCGGAGUUCACGCACCAAUGAAAAAAAAAAUAAAAACGUCAACGCGUCCCUACUGCAAGCGCGGGAAUACUGGACGAAACAAUAACCAAAACCAGAGCCAGUGUGUGGCCGCACCGCGCGUCGAUCGUACGUUUCUUGUCGUCAAAAACCCCGCAAAAACUUAUGUGUAUUGAAUUAUAAAGUUUGGUGUCGUGUGUUUUUCAACAAAAAUACAACCGAAUCUACAAAGGCGAAGUGGAUUUCUAAUAAACUGGUGCAAAGAAUGAGAUAGAAAAAGAAAAAUUAUAUCUUGAAAUAGUUUUAAAAUAAGUUCAAAAAUGUCUUCCGCGGCCGAAAAUGGCGUUGUCGCAGACGACACAAGAGGCACAACAUACUACUUCAACAAGGGCCGCUCCAGCGCAACAAUAUGGCAGAGACUGAGUUUAUUCUUCUCAAUCUACUGGAAAUCUAUUAUAGUGGUGCUCACACCUUUAGUGCUGCUACCCAUACCCGUGGUCAACCGGUUUGCAGACAAUGCUAGUGCUUACAGAUGUUUAUAUGUGGUAUUAAUAAUGGCUACCUACUGGGUAUUAGAACUUCUACCUCUACCUGUGACAUCCAUGCUGCCUAUAGUCCUAUUUCCUACCCUGGGUAUUCUGGACUCAGACAGAACCUGUGCAGCAUACAUGAAGGAGACCAACAUGAUGUUCAUGGGUGGUCUGAUGAUAGCUGCCGGAGUGCAGCAUUCCAAGCUGCCUAAAAGGGUUGCUUUAUGGACGGUGCAAGUUGUCGGAUGCUCACAUAGACGGUUGAACCUGGGUCUAACAUUAGUGACAAUGUUCAUCUCCAUGUGGGUCUCCAACGCUGCUGCCACGACUAUGAUGGUGCCCAUUGUUGACGCCAUACUUGAAGUCUUUGAACAGCAAGGGCUGGGUGACGUGUAUGUGAACAAAAAACGUGCUUUACCUGAAAAUGGCAAAGAAAUCAAAGCGCACGACAAAAAUACGGAAGAUGAGUCGCCGGUGCCGAGCGACAUCACCAUCUGCUACUACCUGAGCAUAGCGUACGCGUCCACGCUGGGCGGCUGCGGCACGCUGGUGGGCACCGCCACCAACUCCGCCUUCAAGGGCAUCUUCGACUCGGAAUUCCCCGAGGUGUCUGGUUCGGUAGACUUCUUCUGGUUCAUGGCGUACAGUACGCCUCCCAUGCUGGUCAUGCAGAUACUGGUGUGGGUGUCUCUCCAGGUCACUUAUAUGGGGCUUUUCAGGCCUAACAGCGAAGCAGCAAAACGGGUGAAUAGAGCCUCCACAGGUUCCAGCAACACUAUGAAAAUCAUUAAAGAGCAAUACAAGGGACUUGGACCUGCCACUUUCCAUGAAAAGGCUUCCGGGCUGCUGUUCAUCUUGGCGGUGUUCCUGUACAUCUUCAGGAAGCCUGGCUUCAUGCUCGGCUGGGCUGACGUCAUCACCACUAUGAAAGUGAAGGACGGCGUAGUGUCCAUAGUCAUCGUGGUGCUGAUGUUUAUUCUGCCGAUGAGCAUGGACUUCAUCAAGUUCUUCACGUCCGCCGCCUCCUAUGAAGAACUAUCAGCCUCCAAGCCGUCUCCUAGCAUCGUCACGUGGAAUAUUUUGAAGGAGAAAAUCCCAUGGGGUCUGCUGUUCCUUUUGGGUGGCGGGUUCGCGCUGGCGGAGGGCAGCAAGGAGACGAAGCUGUCGUCGAUGAUCGGCUCGUCGCUGAACGGGCUCAACGGGCUGCACCCCGCGCUGGUGUUGCUGGUGGUGGUGCUGGUCACGCAGUUCAUCACGGAGUUCACCUCCAACGUGGCCAUCGCCAACCUCAUCCUGCCCGUGCUGGCUAACAUGGCCCGCGCGCUGCACAUGGACCCGCGCUACCUGAUGAUCCCGGCCACGCUGGCCUGCUCCAUGGCCUUCCACAUGCCAGUGGGCACGCCGCCCAACGCCAUCGUGGCCGGCGUCGCGCACAUACCCACCUCCAAGAUGGCUAUCGGAGGCAUCGGUCCAAAGAUCAUCACCACCCUGAUCGUAUGGGGCGCCUACCCCACGUGGGGCUCCCUCAUCUUCAAGGAAGGGGACAUUGCUGCUCUGCACGGCAGUAGUGCUGCCACGCAAAACGACAAAAUGCUGCUCAACUGUAACGCGUCCGCCAACAGCCUCGACUCCAACACAACGUUCAGCUGCUCAACGCCGGCGUCCAAGAUCGCCAACCAGACCGUGGCUUUGCAGGUCAGCAAGGGAUCGUUCACAUGUAAAUAUUUACCUUUCAUUAAGAGUUAGGUGAAUUUUGUGUUAAUUAAGUAAAUUGGUCCGUAAAUUAAGUAUUAAAAAUUACGGAUCAAGUAUCAAAAUAAUUUUAUUUACGGCUCUUAAGUAUAAAAUAGCCAUCGAUAUAAAUAUUGCUAGACGGCUUGGUCAUAAUAUCUGGUGAUGCCUGCUUUGAAGGCUCAUGACAAACCUUUAUAUGAGAAGUAAUUUUACAAGUUAGUAUAUAAUAAUAAUGUAAUUUAUGCAUACCCUAGUUGCAAAUUUUGUGCAUACCACUGGGUGGGACAGUCCAGGCUAACUUUAUAAAUAAAAAUAUUUUUAGAUUGUUACCUCUAUCAGUGGCAAUUUUAUACCUAAUGUAUUUAAAAUUAUAUAUUGCUGAUAUAAGAUGAGGGAAAUGAUUGAAUUCGUUGCUCAGUGGGUCCAAUACAAAAUGUUGCCAAUGUACAAGUAUUUAUUGUAAUACCAAUGUGUUUAUAACUUUUUUUUGUUUUGGUAAGAGUCUAAUAAUUAUCUUUAAACUCCAUUCCUGUGAAAUUCCGUUUCUUUUUUUUUAAUUUACCAUCUUCGUACUAUUGUCUUACAAAUGAAUGAGCACAUUUGUAGUUUAUUUGUUUUAAUGUUACCAAAACAAAAAAAAAUAUCUCUUAGCACUCACAGAGCAUUUGCUGUGUUCAAAGGAAUCUUAAAAUGUAAAAGCAUUUACAUAAUAUUUUUGUAGUACCUUUUAUAGUAUAGCGACUCACUAGAUGGAAGUCAAAUCUUGUCAUGUACUAUGAUUCCAUCGAAGCUAAAGUACGCCAGAAAGAUACGAGAUCUGGCAAAUGUGACGUCAUAAAUUGGUUACGAUUGUGACGUCAUAAAAGUUUUGAUGAUGAAUUUUAUUACGAGGGUAGGUUAUUAUAGAUGCAGACUAAGAAAGGUAGAUGAAACCUAAUUAUCAAAGCGAAAAACUUUCUAGUGAAUGAGCUGUUACACUUUGUUUAAAUAGAUGAAAACGAGAGUAGCUCGCAUUCGAGAUGCUCUCGUUGUGUUAUUUAUCCUUUAGCUGGAGAAAGCCUCACCUAAAACUCAGUCAGGUCUUUUUUUCACGUUCAAGCAAUAAAAAGAAGAUGACCACGUGAAGCAUUCAACCUAAAAUGAUUAAUUUUUUCAUUGCCGCCAUCCAAUAUUGUCAUCUUUUAAUAUCGUUGAAAAAAAAGUAUAAAGUUAGUGAGGUCUUCCGCAAUAUCAGUCUAGGAUGAAUCAAGAAGGGCUGUGUUUAAGCUUCGUCUAUCCUUUUCACACAAGUCUGUGCAUAUUACCUACGUUACCAAAAGAUAUACUUUAUACAUACAAAGUGAUCUUAUGAUGCGGGUGCGGACUUAGAUAUAUAUAAUAUAAAUGUAUAAGGGCGUGUCCACACUUCACGUAAAGUCAGUCGUUAACUGAACCGUCUUAAGACCAUUAAUGGCCCUUUCUGUACAUAUAAUUAAAUGAUUAAUUAAAAACAAUUUAAAAAUUAAGGUUUGUAACUGUGUUAAACUCUAUUUAUUUAUUUUUAAUAGGUAUAGCUUAAUAUUUUAUAGAACUGGGACUUAAAUCCAGAACCUCAUGAUCCAAAGUUACAAAAAACUAAUCAUUGGACCAACAAGACAGUUUUGACAGCCUACGUUGCGCAGUGGAUUUACAAGACGAUGGUCCUGAGUUCGAUCCCCGGUUGGGUGGAUUGAAGUUCUGUUUCCAAUUGGUCCAGGUCUGGCUGGUGGGAGGCUUCGGCCGUAAAUAAGUCACCCUUCCGGCAAAGAUGUACCGCCUAUCAAUUUAGCAUUUCUAAAUGAUUCUUUCCAUGAUGUGUAAAAACUGAAUGGGGUUUGGAUUUCAUCCUAUUCUUAACAAGUUAGCCCGCUUCCAUCUUAGAUUGCAUCAUCACUUACCAUCAGGUGAGAUUGUAGUCAAGAGCUAACUUGUAAAGAAUAAAAAAUGUUGUUAUGUGUAAUUUCAAAAGCAGACUUAUGUUUGUUUUAUACAGCGUUGAUAUCUUUAGUAGUACAUAAUGGAAACAUUAUGGUUCGUAUGUACGUAAAACUGACCUUAUAUAAGUACAUUACGACAGCUGACUUUACUUCAAGUGUGUGAAGUGAAAUGUUUAAUAUAUAAAUAUAUUUACUUGGCUUCUUUUCAUAUUUACACACUGCCUGUGUUAGUGACCGUUGUGAGGUCACGCUGGAAAGUGUCUGAAAUUGACAUAUGUCCAUUCAUAGACAAUACUAUUAGAAUAUAUAAUCCUACUCUCUGGUCUGUUAUAUUUUUUAUUUGAACUAAAAAUUGUCUUCAUUUUCUUUCAAAAUAGUUGUCAUUUUAACAAAAAAAAAGUAGCAGAGCGUGGUAAUGAUAAUCUGUUAUAAUUUGUAAAAAAAGUAGCAGAGCGUGGUAAUGAUAGUCUGUUAUAAUUUUUUGUGUUAUUUUUGAAGUCUGUUUGUCUCUGGGUUAGUGGUAAAGUGUACAGACAUGCAUUUGAUAGUAGAUAGUUGACCAAAGUUUUUGUAGUCACCGUGUUGGUGUAUAGAACUGAAGAACAGUUCUUUAACGAAACAAACCGUUUUAACGCACAAACGCUCUUAUUCUAACUACCAUACACUACAUCCUAUGCAAAACGGACUUUCAAUUGUCAGUUCCAGGAUGAAAAGACCAAAGACAAUUUAAAUGAGAAAAAAACAGACCAAAGAGUUAGUAAACAGACAUGCGCAGUGCGUCAAUGUGAUGAAGGGCCAAUCGAAGAUAAAUUAGAUAUAAAUUUUUGGCCAUGCUUAUUUUGGUUGUCUUUAGACCGGCAUGCUUAAACUACAUUACAUGUAUCUCUUUGAGUUGAUGUGUAAUUAAGAAAAUAUCUAUCAACAAAAUGUGAACAACCUAAUAUCUCGUAUUAAUAAAAUGUUAUAAAAUACUUUUGGAGUACCUUUACUGUAGUUAUGGUAAUUAAAAUUUCAAAAAUGGCGUAGCUUUUGUGAGUAGAGGUGUAUAAUUGUCUUUAUUAAUAACUUUUUCAUGGGAGCUCGCACUCACUCAAUAAUAUUGUAAGUAAUAUAAUUGAAUGUGUGCGAGCGCCUUUAUAAAUCUCGAAUGUUUGUAAACAAAGCUUUGUACUAACUCUUAAUGUAAUACUAACUUUAUUAUUAAAUAGUUAUUUAGAAUGAGUAGAUAUGUCUAUAAAGUAUAUCAUUCCUAUAUUACUUAAUAUAUUUUUCAAUUGAAUAUACAUAAUUCACCAGUGCCAAAGAUAUGACAGUUUGAAUGGAUCAAAUGCAUAAUACAUUACAGUCUAAACAAUCGUAAACAAUAAAUGUUAUUAAUAUUUAGCCGUGUCUAUAUAUUGUGAUGUCUCUGGUCCUGCUCAUUAAAAAAACUAAAGUUUACCAAAAUAAAUGUCGCCAUAGCGUAACUUAUUUUAUAAUAAUGUAUUUUAUAUUAUUGUAUCCGUUUGUGGAUGUUCCUAGAUGACGACAUGUUACAGUUCGUUUCAUGUAGGAUGGUGCGGGUGACAUUUCGUUGCACUCUUGAGUUUGCCGCGAUUCACGAUAGUACGUAUUAUGAACGUCAUACAGGCGACUGUCACCGUACCCAUGCUAUCUGUAAAACAUUUUUGAAAACACAUACUUACUUAUUAGUUUGAAAAUACAAAUCUCGACGAUUGAAAUUGUCAGGUUUUGUAUCAAAAAAUAUUUAUUAUUUAUAUUAAUUUAUAAUUUCCAUACAAAAAGUUUUAAAUGGAAAUCAUUUGUUGCAUUAAUUAAUAUAUCUAGAUGACAUUUUUAGUUAGAAGUAUUUUUAACAUCAGCUUUUAUUAUAUUUAACGUGUUCAAUCAAAUAUUAGCAGAUCUGACUUUUUCUUUAUUUAAAUAUUUAUUAUAUCGUCACAGAUGUAUGUAAUUUGAGAAGUGACGCCAGAUAAUAGCAAAAGUUUAUACAUAUUUAAAUAUAUUUUAUACUAACAGUUGCUCUAUUUUAAAAAUAUGUAUUGACAGUUUUAUUUUUAAUUUAUGAUAUUUGAUUAUUCUUUUCAAGAAUAUUAAAACAUGGAUGCUAAAAAUUAUAAGAUUUUUCGAAAAUGCAACUGAUGGAUUUAGAGUAGGUAGCAGUAUCUUUUUCGUUAUGUUCUGAGUAGAAAAACUAGAUCUGAAUUACAAAUUUUUAUACAAACAUCAUGAUAUUUUUAAUAUGUACUUAACAUAUUACUUCGCACUUAAUUCCUGUGAUAUGUUAUUGGAAGAAAAUAUAUAUGUAAUUAUUAUCAUGUCUUUUGAAUAAUACUUAAAUAAUUAAUUUCUGGAAUUAUAAAAUCAAGUGUAUUCACAUUUUACAUUACUAGUACUUUUUGAAAUACUUUUUUAGUUAUUUAUAACAUUUAUUCCCAUUUAAAUAACUGACUGAUUUUUCUAAAAAAAUACUUAUUGCAUUUUUAUCUAUGAAUAUGAUAUGUAGAUCUUUUGAUGUGCUUGAAACUGGUGCUGAUUAUGUCGUUCUAAAUAAUAACUAAAUUGAUAAUAAUAAUUGACCUGUCAAUUUAGUGUAGAGAUAAGCGCAAGAUACUCGUAUUAUCUUGUUCUAUAUAAAAUUUACAAGAAUUGAUCUGUCAAUUUAGUAUAGAGAUAAGCGCGAGAUAUAUAUUCUGAUGCUGGCAACAAAAAAGUGUAGAAACGGAACUAACUUUUUUCUCUCUUACAACACUGUUCAACUUGUCAGUUGUUAGUGUCUAUGCUGUCAAAAGUGAUUAUUCUGUCGGCUUUGAAAGAUAUUGUUAAGGUUACGUUUACGUUUUUCGUAUUCGUGUUGCCAUAUUGGCGAUAGUGGCGCCUCUAUUUAAUUUCUACUCUUUUUUUGCCAGGUUAAUUAAAUUAACAUGAGUUGAUCUGUCAAUUUAGUGUAGAGUUGUGCGCAGCAUAAAUAGCACCAGUUUGUUAUUUUGUUCAAUCAAAUAUUCCAUUUUAUUAAUAAGGUUUAUACAUGAAUGUCAAAUUAUGGUUUAAUAUGGCGAAUAUGGCAACAUAUUCGUUCUCUUGUUCGUAUAAAUGGUUUUUUUUUUAAACUGUAUGUCGUCAUUUCUGUAAAUAUGAUGCUCAUUUGUAAAUAGCGGUGCGAAGGAAUAUUGUAUUGUUAGUUGUUAUAAUGAAAUAAAAAGUUGUGGAAAUGAUAA